AGAAACGCGACUGGUUACGUAAAGUCAGAAUCGCUGCUUGGCGUCAAACAAACAGCUCAUAUCAUUGACUUCCACCUGGUUUUGUUCACGUUUGACUUGAAGACAAAAUACCACUUUCACAGUUGCCACUUUGUAUUGUGCCAAGGCAUUGUCGAGCUGAAGACGAUAAUUGGUAGAAAGAUCCAGCAGAGGAGGUUGGGUGGAAAGGGCCAGAGAAGGGAACUUGGAAAAGGCUUCAGUCAAAUCCUGAUCAUGGCUGCCAAGCAUCGCCUAGGGAACACAAUCAGGGAAUCACUCUACUGGGAUGAUACAGAGUGCCUAAACUACUAUGGGAUGUUGUCUCUCCAUGAGAUCUUUGAAGUAGUGGGAUGUCAGCUGACAGAGACUGACAUUGAAGUUCUGUCUUUCCUUUUGAAUGAAACCUACACUGCACAACACCCUCUUGACCCUUCAGGCUGGACAGUUGAAGCUGCUGAGGACAAUCCAGAAGACACGGGUGUGACCCCAAGUCCACAACUGCUUAAAGCAUGGAGGAGGUUACAGCCUACAGAAUCUGGGCAGCCCUUGGUGGACUUAAGGCCUAAGAGUGGCAUAGAGCUUUUGCUAGAACUUGAGAGGAGAGGAUACCUUUGUGAUGGAAACCUGGAACCUCUGCUGCAACUGCUGAGAGUCCUCACCCGCCAUGACCUUUUGCCUUUAGUGUCCCACAAGAGGAGAAGGACAAUAUCACCAGAGAGGGCUAGACCGAGAUAUGAACUGGAUCACACAGAAUUGGUGUCUGGGUUACAGAACACCUGCAGCGAAACAGAAAUGUCACUUCCAUCUUUCACACAACAAUUGAGAACAGAUAUUUACUCUCCCGUGGACUGCUCGUCUACAAGGAGACGGAGGAAGAGGAGAGGAAAUGGCUGGUGCCGUAGGUCCAAGAAAACCAGUAGACCGGUUCAGCCAGCGCCUCCAGCACCACAGAAAGUGUCUUGUGAUAUCCGCCUGCGGGUCCGUGCUGAGUACCUGGAGCACGAGUCGGCGUUGCGUGACGGCGUGGCCUCGGACAAGCGGCAGCCGCUGGAGCGACAGUUUGAGCUCUUCAGCCGGGCCAGCUCGCUGCUGCGAGCCAGAGAUCUGGGCUCCAUCGUCUGCGACAUCAAAUUCACAGAGCUGGACAACCUGGAGGCCUUCUGGGGUGACUACCUGAGCGGAGCCCUGCUGGAGGCCCUGAAAGGGGUUUUCAUCACCGACUCCCUGAGGAUGGCGGCGGGCUCGGAGGGCGUCCGUCUCCUGAUUAGCGUGGACCAAGAUGACUACGAGGAGGGCCGGAGGCUGCUGAGAGCCAGGAAAAUGAUGUCAUCAACUUGUGGUGGGCGCAUAGAGAAUCCUUAG
Messenger RNA from Menidia menidia (Atlantic silverside), 1380 nucleotides. The record is from the annotation of a GenBank genome assembly. NCBI's taxonomy places the organism in Eukaryota, Metazoa, Chordata, Actinopteri, Atheriniformes, Atherinopsidae.